AUGGUUCGGCCUGCACGCCGAGAAGCAUCACUGGUUCUCUAUCUUCGACUACUCAACAAAAACAGUGAGUACGUGGGCAAGCACGUGGCCGUACCCCUCACCCGGCGCCACUCGGACCCGCAGUCAAAUACCUACCAAAAUACCUACCAAGCUGAUAGGCCGCGACACUCACAGUUAAAUACCUACAAUAAUACCUACCACGCGGAUAGGGUGGAGGUGGAAGUGGACGCAUCGAGAGCCGAGACACACAUGACCGUGCCUACAGAUACACAGGGAUAUCUGCCGGACUAUGGAGACGUGCAUAGAGGCAGAGAUGGAGAUAGGGAUAGAGACCCACAGGCAUAUACACAUACACAUGCACCGCCACUUGCCCAUACAAGCACAGACAGACAGAAAGACAUGGACGUGAGGUUGGAUGGAGAGGGGCAUGGCCUGGGUACGGAUCUAUUCGGAGGUCUACACUCGCACACGUCACCCAACCUGUACAGAGACGGCGCACGGGCAGCUGACGGUAGGUAUACACGUCCGAACCUCGGGUUGUAUAACGGGACAAACCGGGAUCGGGCCGGGGCUACGCACAGUACGGAUACCCAUCCACACAGCCAGGCUCAGGGCGAGACAAGCGCCGGGGAGUCGUCGCGACCGCAGAGUCCGGCCAAAGACCCUAUAGAUGACCCCAUCCAUCUGAGUUUAGGCGC
Sphaeroforma arctica JP610 is the source of this 698-nucleotide messenger RNA. RefSeq lists its product as hypothetical. Lineage: Eukaryota; Ichthyosporea; Ichthyophonida. The annotation marks the transcript as partial. The transcript is spliced from 2 exons. The record is from RefSeq and is a predicted model, not a curated record.